AUGGGUUCAACAAAUCCGUCAUCUCCUCGGUUAUCUGUGUCAAAUUCUCAUCCAGUCGAUAUUGCACCACCUGAAUUAAUCGAAGUACCACCUGAUGUUCUUUCACGAAUACAAGAUGGAGAAGAAAAACCGACUGAAACGACAACAAUACUCAGACGAUGUUGGAUAUGGUUAAAGAUCUUUAUAAAAAAAUGUCAUGGAUUACAUGAACAACGACCGAAACGUUUACCAUGGCAUGAAUAUAUUUGGAGUUUUCUCGGGGCGUUAUUAGGUAUUGCAACUGUUUCACUACUUCAUUUUCGUUUAUUACAAAAACAUGAAUUAUUAUUUUUAAUUGGUUCUUUUGGUGCAUCUGCUGUUUUAAUAUUUGGUGCGCCACGUUCUCCGCUUGCUCAACCACGAAGUUUAAUUGGUGGUCAUGUUAUAAGUGCGAUUUGUGGUUGUGUAGUACGCGUAGCGAUCGACCGAUUUGAACAUUCAAUAGCAUCUGUUGCUAUUGCUAUAGUAGUGAUGCAGUUUACCGAAACAACUCAUCCACCUGGUGGAGCAAGUGCAUUACUUGCUGUUACAACUCAACCUGUUCUUCCGGGAGCACAUUUUUUAUUUAUUAUCAUGCCCGUUCUGACUGGUUCUCUGGCAAUGUUAAUAAUUGCAUUAAUCGUCAAUAACUUAGCGCCAAAAAGAACCUAUCCGACCUUUUGGUGGUGA
Molecule: messenger RNA, 708 nt
Organism: Adineta ricciae
Lineage: Eukaryota; Metazoa; Rotifera; Eurotatoria; Adinetida; Adinetidae
Source: the annotation of a GenBank genome assembly